AUGGGCCUGAUGUCUGGGUACCAGAAGCGCCUUUGCCGACAAUCAUCGAUCUGCGUGUCGCAUUCCAUCGGCUUGAUGUUGGUGGGACGGUCUCUCCAAGGCAUCGGCGGUGCUGGCAUCAUCGUCUUAUGCCUGUUGAUUUUCACCGACUUUGUCCCUUUGCCGGUUCGGCCUACGUGGUACGGCGUAGUUCAGGCAGCAUGGGCGUUGGGCAACUGUGCCGGUCCUAUACUAGGCGGCGUCAUUGCUCAGCACACAACGUGGCGUUGGAUUUUCUACAUCAUGUUCCCAUUUUGCGCGGCUGGACUUGUUCUCGUGCCCUGGCUCGUCAACAUUGCUUCUCCGGCUGAUGGAAUGCCUAAGAAACUCGACGACAUGGACUGGCUGGGAAACGCUAUGUUCAUCGGCUCGGCCACCUUGUUGCUGGUGGCCGUCUCCUGGGGAGGUUUGCGCUACAGUUGGGGCAGCGCCGGCACUCUUGUGCCGUUGUUGCUCGGGGCAGUCGGUAUGGCGCUGACCAUGAUCUACGAGUCACGCUUCGCGAUGUCCCCGUUCUUGCAACGCCGACUUUUCCAGACCGCCAGCUCCAUCGCCACGUAUAUGUACGGGCAGCUUUAUUACGUGCCCCUGUACUUUAUGGAUGUCAAGGGGUUUACUCCGGUCCAGACCGGCGUCGCACUCUUCCCCGUCAUGUUCACGCUGGUGCCGGCAUCCAUCAUCACUGGUCGACUUGUCACGGUAUUCAACAACUACCAGUGGCCGAUCUGGGCUGGCUGGACUCUGGCUACCGUCGCCUCCGGGCUGAUGAUGCUGUGGGACGUCGAGACGCCGACGAAGGUAUGGGCGCCGACGCUCGUCCUUCUUGGCCUUGGCCAUGGCUCCAUCUUGAACGCGCAGAACAUGGCGUCGCACGCUCUCUGCGACGAAGGCGACGAAGCGAUCGCCGCGGCGAUGUACGCCUUUCUCCGACAGUUUGGCAUGGCAAUCGGAGUGGGCGUCGGCGGAUCCACUUUUCAGAAUGUGAUGCUGCGCAAGCUAGAGGACGAUGGCUUGGCCCCCGCAGGUACGCACGGGGGUGCCCAUGCUAUUUCCGCCCUGUUCACCGCGACCGACGACGCUGAGCUGCGAUCCAAGAUCGUGGAUGCGUACGUGUACGGCCUGCGAGGCGUCUACGGACUGUAUGUCGGCGUAUCCGGACUGGCGCUCUUGAUGAGUUUCUUGAUUCGGAGGGUAUCACUGAACAGGAGCCUACGAUCUGAGCACACGAUGCACACGUAG
Colletotrichum acutatum is the source of this 1278-nucleotide messenger RNA. RefSeq names its product major facilitator superfamily domain-containing protein. The transcript has 3 exons. Gene Ontology annotation, cellular component: plasma membrane. The record is from RefSeq and is a predicted model, not a curated record. Lineage: Eukaryota; Fungi; Ascomycota; Sordariomycetes; Glomerellales; Glomerellaceae. Gene Ontology annotation, molecular function: transmembrane transporter activity. Gene Ontology annotation, biological process: transmembrane transport. The coding region runs from base 1 to 1278 and encodes 425 amino acids.